Messenger RNA from Protobothrops mucrosquamatus (brown spotted pit viper), 602 nucleotides. RefSeq names its product olfactomedin-like protein 2A. The annotation marks the transcript as partial. The record is from RefSeq and is a predicted model, not a curated record. NCBI's taxonomy places the organism in Eukaryota, Metazoa, Chordata, Lepidosauria, Squamata, Viperidae. Gene Ontology annotation, biological process: signal transduction. The transcript has a single exon.
GGCGCUGGAGCAACAUCUACAAGCUCCCCUACAGCUGGAUCGGGACCGGCCACGUGGUCUUCCAGGGCUGCUUCUACUACAACCGGGCCUUCACCCGGAACCUCAUCAAGUACGACCUGCGCCAGCGCUUCGUGGCCGCCUGGUCCUUCCUGGAUGACGUGGUCUACGAGGACGCCACGCCCUGGAAGUGGCGAGGCCACUCCGACAUCGACUUGGCCGUGGACGAGAGCGGGCUGUGGGUCACCUACCCGGCCGCGGGCGAUGGCUACUCCCCGCAGGAGGUCCUCGUGGUCAGCAAGCUGGACCCCGCCGACCUCUCCACGCAGAAGGAGACCACCUGGAAGACCAGCCUACGGCGCCACGCCUACGGCAACUGCUUCAUAGUCUGCGGCAUCCUUUACGCCGUGGACGAGGGCCGCGCCAGGGAAGGCCGAGUGAUCUACGCCUACGACACUCACACGGCCACGGAAGCCCGCCCCGGGCUGCCCUUCCAGAACGGGUUCGCCUUCACCACCCAGGUGGACUACAACCCGAAGGAGAAAGUCCUGUACGGCUGGGAUAACGGCCAUCAAGUCACCUACAGGCUGCAGUUCGUGGCCUGA